AUGGAUUACUCAGUGUUCGUACCAAGUGAAGGGGAGACCGGAAAUGGAGCCGAGGGAAGUACCCUAUCACAGGUCAGUCAACCCUCCAACUCAGAGAUUAUGAGUUUCCUGAGAUCCAUGGAGCAGGCUAUGAACAAUAAAUGUUCAAAGUCACAGAGCGCCAUUUCAAAACUGCAGCAAGAAAAGUCCGAAUUAUCAGAGACCUUACAUUACAUGCAAGCGCAGUCAAUGCGGAAUAAUUUAAUAUUCUCCGGCAUCAAUGAAAGCCCGUCCGAAAAGCCUGACUAUACGGAACGUCUACUGCGCUCUUUCAUAGUAGAAAACCUGAAAAUACCCCAGGAUGCUGUCAAGUGUAUUAAUAUUGAGAGAGUACAUCGUAUUAGUGUUAGGCAACGCGGUAACCAACCACAUCCUCGUCCAAUAGUUGCAAAAUUCUCACUGUUCAAGGACAGAGAACGCGUGCGGAAAUCAAGUUGGAACCUUAAAGGAACCAAUUUCUACGUCAGUGAGCAGUUUCCAAAGGACGUUGCCGACCGGCGCAGAAGCUUGAUGCAGGCCUUGCGGAAAGCACGUGCUGGUGGCAAGAAGGCAUGGUUAAGCUACGACAAACUGUACAUAGAAGGUAUUCCGGUGCUUCCUGACAGUUUCUCAAGCAACAACAGCAGCAGUAGCAGAAAGUAG
This is a messenger RNA of Dreissena polymorpha, 681 nucleotides long. RefSeq lists its product as uncharacterized. The transcript has 2 exons. Bases 1 to 681 code for a protein of 226 amino acids. NCBI's taxonomy places the organism in Eukaryota, Metazoa, Mollusca, Bivalvia, Myida, Dreissenidae. The record is from RefSeq and is a predicted model, not a curated record.